CGUGCACUUUGUAAGUCAGAUCUCGUUUGGCUGUCUAACGGGCUGCUCUGACAUGUGACUCGAGCGACGCGCAGUCGAUAACGAAAAUAGACUGACGAUGGUCUUUUGAUUCCAUUACGAUUAUAUACUAUAUAUUAAUAAACCAUGUAUCGGAUUUUGAAUACCUUCGUUGCCGUAUUAUUGCUGGGAACAUCGAAUAUUUCAACAGAACCCACAGGGGUAUUGUUCCUCAUCUCCAGUCAGGAUACCACGUACCAUCGUCCAUUAGCAGCACGUCUACGCGAUGACAUUAUUAACCAAGCCGAAAGCCAAUUGCCCAAUACAGACUACAUCAUCACAGUUCAUAUGUUACAUGAAAUAUUCAAUUUUCCAAGCUAUUGGGCGAUAAAGAAUGCAAUACCCUUGGUGCGUUCCAAGCUACUUGGCGAGCAUGUCAAAUGGGUGGUUUGGUUGGAGGAGAGUACACAUGUCUUACUGCAAACGCUUUUGGAGCAGUUAGCGCUGGAGGAUGCUACUCGGUGCCUUUAUUUGGGCCAUGCGCUAUAUGAUGAUCAGGCUAAUAUUAGGCAUCACUUUGCCUUUCACAAAGAUUCCGAGUGGUUUCCAUUUCCAUUGCAACGAGCCGGCAUUGUUUUUUCAAGAGCUCUAAUCAUCAAGACCGCAGAAGCUUUAGAAACAGCAAAUAUUUAUAGUUCACCUUUUAUCAUUGAUAUGGAACACGAACUGGCGCUAUUCAUUUAUAACGAAGUAAAAUCAGUUGCUCUUGAAACUCAGCUCAGCGAAGAAGAGCUCACCGGUGCCACGAAGUCAAAUGCUAUGCAAAAGGUGCUGAUGCGCAAAGCGCACUACAUUUGUUCGCGAUCGGACGAGUAUGUACAGGGCAAUGCUGACAACAAGUGUGCAAUGUAUGCAAAGCCAAUGGAAAGGAACCACUGUAAUACUGUGAGGCCGAAAAACAUUUUCUUUGCUGUCAAAACAUGUAAACGCUUUCAUUUUGAUCGAAUACCGAUUAUUAAGGCAACCUGGGCUUCCAUAGCAUCACAUAUUCGUUACUACAGCGAUGUGGCAGAUCCACAAAUUCCUACAAAGUCUACCGGUAUACCCAACACUGAAAUCGGUCAUUGCAAUAAAACACUGACAAUAUUGAAAUUAGCUUUGCGAGAGAUCGAUGACUUUAAUAGGAAAUUGGAAAAUUUGGUACCUGAGCAAGAUGAAAACACUCGUAUACAUUGGCUGGUUUUAGCCGAUGAUGAUACGUUACUAAGCAUUCCAAACCUAUGCGCUUUGCUCGGAUGUUUCAACUACACAAACGAUAUUUAUCUCGGCGAACGUUACGGGUUCCAUCACAACAUAAACAACGGCUUCAAUUACAUAACCAGCGGCGGUGGUGUUGCUAUGAGUUUACCCGCUGUACGUAAAUUACUCGCUCAUUGCCACUGUACCCAUCCACAAGAUGCCGAUGACAUGUUGCUGGGCAUGUGCUUCACCAAUCUGGAAGUGCCAAUCAUACACUCGCAGCAGUUUCAUCAGCUCCGUCCACAGGACUAUCCAACCGAAUUGUUGGCUCUUGAUCCACCUAUCUCAUUUCAUAAAUUUUACGAUUUAGAUCCAAUCUCUGUAUAUAAUAACUAUUUUGCCAAUGCUACUCAACAGAUGCUUCUAACUACAAAGGAAAUAAGCUAUACAAAUCAAAAAUAACGUCUAAUUUGAAAUAAUCAAAAUAAAAACUUCAGAAAUAUUAAAAAACACAAA
Messenger RNA from Bactrocera neohumeralis, 1752 nucleotides. Its product is annotated as beta-1,3-glucosyltransferase. The record is from RefSeq and is a predicted model, not a curated record. The transcript is spliced from 9 exons. Gene Ontology annotation, cellular component: membrane. The coding region runs from base 145 to 1698 and encodes 517 amino acids. Gene Ontology annotation, molecular function: acetylglucosaminyltransferase activity. Lineage: Eukaryota; Metazoa; Arthropoda; Insecta; Diptera; Tephritidae.